Molecule: messenger RNA, 2917 nt
Organism: Xenia sp. Carnegie-2017
Lineage: Eukaryota; Metazoa; Cnidaria; Anthozoa; Malacalcyonacea; Xeniidae
Product: RNA-binding protein 28-like
Exons: 6
Coding region: 96-2828 (910 amino acids)
Molecular function (GO): RNA binding
Source: RefSeq, a predicted model, not a curated record
UAUUUUGCACUGUUCAUUUACUAGAAUCAUUCAUAAACAAAUAAAGCAGUUGAUUAGGAGAAUGUUUCGGAAAGAUUAGGAAAAGUAAUCUGGAAAUGCGAUAUUUUGAAGCGGAAACACGAGCACGUGCUGUUUAUAUUUUUGAAGUUUUUAACAUGGCGAAAGAAGAAGAAGAAGAAGCGAAGAAACUUUCGUCAAAAAAAGAUGUACCAUCCUUGAGUGCGACCACUUUGUUUGUGCGUAAUUUACCAUUUGUUUUCGAUAGCAAAGAACUUGAGAAGGUGUUUAGUGACGUGGGGCCUGUGAAAAGAUGCUUUGUGGUUAAAGAUACAGGUGAUCCAGGAAAAUGCAGAGGAUUUGGAUAUGUUACAUUUGCUCUGAAAGAGGAUGCUCUACAGGCAAAGGAAAAAAUUCGUGAAAUUAAUGGAAGGAAGGUGUUUGUCACAUUUUCAAAAAAAAAGCCACGGCACAUUCCUCGUGGUCCAACUCAAGAAGAACAGGCUGACAUGAAACCUGGCACUGCAAAAGAAAACGAAAAGACUGAAUCGGUUGAUGGUGAAAUCACCACGGAAGCACCCAGUCAAUUGUUGACAAAGGAAAAACCCAAGAGAAAGCCGAAGUCACAACGAAGCUCGGCGGUGAACGACGACGGUCGCACGAUUGUUUUGAGCGGCUUUCCGUCCACUUUUAACAUUAAGCAACUAAAAAAGGCGUGCAAAAGACACGGCGAAGUUGAACGAUUUGUUUACCCGGUCGAAAAUGAAGCUCAGCCGACAGCACACGCUAUUUAUAAGUUACACAAAAGUGCAAGGAAAGCAGUCACUAAUUUAGAUAAAAAGACGAUAAAAGGAGUCGUUGUGAGUGCCGCGUUGCGUUCGAAGCAGAACAAAACUGUUUCACAAAAAUCUCUAAAGAAAACUCGACUCAUUGUACGCAAUUUGCCAUUCAAAUGUAGCAGAGAUCUACUCCAGGAUUCCUUUUCAAAAUUUGGUGAAAUAACGGAGAUAGUCCUUCCGACGAAAAUGACUGGGAAAAACAAAGUGAAACUUGGCUUUGCUUUUGUGCAAUUCAAGAAUAUUUUCGAAGCGGCAAACGCCAUGGAAAACAUGAACGGGAAACAUAUCAAAGGUCGACCGAUAGCGGUCGAUUGGACUGUACCGAAGAAAAAGUACGAGUUGUUGAAAGUUACCGAAGAUUCAUACGAAAAUGGAGAUGAUGAGAACGGAAAGGGAAUUUCUGAGAAAGCCGGUGAUGAUCAUAUCGGUGUCGAUGAUAUGAAUGAUCAAACUGAUGAUGAAGCUAAUUUGGACGAUGAUGAUAUUGAUGACGACAACGAUGAUGAUAUCGAUGAUAAUGGCCUCGAUGAUGAUAAUGAGGAGGAUGAUGAGGAGGAUGAUGAUGUAGAUGAUGAUGAUCUAGAUGAUGAUGAUGUAGAUGAAGAUGGAAACGAAGACAUACAUGAUGACGUCGACAUUGGUAGUAUCGAUGAUGAUGAUGAAACAGAUGGUGACAAUGAGGAUGAAAUGGCUGACAAAACUCCGUUGAAGAAAAAAAGCAAGCUUCGUGAUGCUCGUGAAGGUAAAACAAUUUUCAUUCGAAAUUUACCAUUUGACGCCAGCAAGGAAGAGGUCAGCGGUUUAUUUGAAGAAUUCGGCGAAGUUGAUUACUGUAAGAUUGUGAUGGACAGUGUUACUGAACACAGCCGUGGCAGUGCCUUUCUUAAGUUCAAAGAAAAAGAAGGCGCCGCUAGAUGCUUGGAGAAGUACGGUGAAGAAAACGAACAUAGCGAAGAUUUGAUCAUGCGCAAACGUCCCUUGUCUGUCACGCUAGCCGUGACUAAAGGAAAAAUCCCACAACUGUUGGCAAAAAAGGACGAUAAGAAGAAGGUCCCGCGUGAUAAACGCAAUUUAUAUCUCGCAAAAGAAGGGGUUAUUGUUCCGGGCUCGGAAGCCGCAGCAGCAUUGUCAAAAAGCGAUAUGCAAAAACGACGAAAAGCCGAAGAGGAAAAGAAAGCAAAACUAAAGAUGCCACACUAUGUUGUUUCUAAAACAAGAUUGUGCUUCCGUAAUAUCCCUCUACACAUUGACGACACAAAGCUUUCCGAAGUAUUACGAAAUGUGUGCGAAAGCAAACCGAAGACCGUCCGGAAAGUGAAGAUCAUGCGAAACAUGGAACGAUUAGAUAGCGCCGGAAAUGCCCGAUCUAAGGGAUUCGGAUUUGCCGAGUUUUUAAACCACCAAGAUGCCUUGGAAGUACUGCGUGCCACGAAUAACAAUCCAGCGGUUUUUGGUGCCGACCGAAGGCCCAUUGUUGAAUUUGCCAUUGAAAACGGUCUCGUGCUUAAACGAUUGGAACAACGUAAAAGUAAAAACUUAAGAAAGGCAAAGGAAAAAGAGUCGACCGUAGUCCAAAAUUCAAAACCAGGCAAAAAUAAACGAAAGCACGAGAUGCAGGGAAAUACACAAAGAAAAAGAGCAAAAAAAGAGAGAGGAAGCAAUGAAAGCGUCGACAAUCAGAAGGUUUCGAAUUUUGAAGGUUUUAGCAAUGAAUUGAAACAUACCAUUAGCAGUAAUAAUCCAAAUGUUACAAAUAACAAAAGAAUGAAUGUUGCAAAAGGAAGCAAGUACAAGAAGCGGAACGAGAAAAAAUCAAAUGAGCUUGCUUCAGAUAAACUCGAAAUUUUAAGGCCAAAAACGGAGAAAACAAGCCGACGGAAAAACGUCAACAAGGAAGAGGAGAAAUUCAAUAGCAUUGUGCAAAAAUAUAAAACGAAAUUGUUUGGUGAAAAUUCAAAACGAUUGAAGAAUUCUCGUUGGUUUAACGUGUGAGUUAAGCGAAAAGGAUUGUUUUUUUAUGGUUGCAUUCCAUUCGUUUAGUUUAUAAAUAUUGGAGCAAUGUUGCUCCUAAAGUACGGAAA